Messenger RNA from Oxyura jamaicensis (ruddy duck), 3687 nucleotides. It is a transcript of the gene API5, whose product is annotated as apoptosis inhibitor 5. Gene Ontology annotation, molecular function: RNA binding. Lineage: Eukaryota; Metazoa; Chordata; Aves; Anseriformes; Anatidae. Gene Ontology annotation, cellular component: nucleus. The record is from RefSeq and is a predicted model, not a curated record. The coding region runs from base 97 to 1668 and encodes 523 amino acids. Gene Ontology annotation, biological process: negative regulation of apoptotic process. The transcript has 14 exons.
GACGGCGGCGGCCUGCGCGGAGCGGCGGCGACGGCGGCGUCAGUGGCGGCCUCGGUGUCAGCGGCGGCUGUGCCCGUUCCCCGUGCCCGCCGCGCCAUGCCCACCGUCGAGGAGCUCUACCGCAACUACGGCAUCCUGGCCGACGCCACCGAGACGGCGGGGCAGCAUAAGGAUGCUUACCAGGCGAUCUUGGAUGGUGUGAAAGGAGGUGCCAAGGAAAAGAGACUUGCAGCCCAGUUCAUUCCGAAGUUCUUCAAGCAUUUCCCUGAAUUAGCUGACUCAGCUAUCAAUGCCCAGUUGGACCUUUGUGAGGAUGAAGAUGUUUCUAUCCGGCGCCAGGCAAUUAAGGAAUUGCCUCAGUUUGCCACCGGAGAUAACCUUCCCCGGGUAGCAGACAUACUGACCCAGCUUCUACAGUCAGAUGAUUCUGCAGAAUUCAAUUUGGUCAACAAUGCAUUGCUCAGUAUCUUUAAGAUGGAUGCUAAAGGGACUUUGGGAGGUUUAUUCAGUCAAAUUCUUCAGGGGGAGGAUAUUGUGAGAGAGAGGGCCAUCAAGUUCCUUUCUACAAAACUGAAAACCCUGCCUGAGGAGGUGUUGACAAAGGAGGUCGAAGAGUUCAUACUAACUGAAUCUAAGAAGGUGCUGGAAGAUGUGACAGGCGAGGAAUUUGUUCUGUUCAUGAAAAUACUGUCUGGGUUAAAAAGCUUACAGACAGUAAGUGGGAGGCAGCAACUGGUGGAGCUGGUAGCCGAACAAGCUGACCUGGAGCAAACACUCAAUCCCUCUGAUCCAGAUUGCGUGGACAGACUUCUACAGUGUACUCGGCAGGCAGUGCCGCUCUUCUCAAAGAACGUUCAUUCCACAAAAUUUGUUACGUACUUCUGUGAGCAUGUGCUUCCGAACCUUGGUUCUUUGACUACUCCAGUGGAGGGUGUUGAUAUCCAGUUAGAGGUCUUGAAGCUUCUUGCGGAAAUGAGUUCAUUUUGUGGAGAUAUGGAAAAGCUUGAAUCAAACUUGAAGAAGUUGUUUGAUAAAUUACUGGAGUACAUGCCACUUCCUCCGGAGGAAGCAGAGAACGGGGAAAAUGCUAGCAGUGAAGAGCCCAAGUUGCAAUUCAGUUACGUGGAGUGUCUGUUGUAUAGCUUCCAUCAGUUAGGUCGUAAACUUCCAGACUUCCUCACAGCCAAGUUGAAUGCGGAGAAAUUGAAAGACUUUAAAAUCAGGCUACAGUAUUUUGCUCGAGGCUUGCAGGUGUAUAUUCGACAGCUUCGUCUAGCGCUCCAAGGAAAAACAGGAGAGGCCUUGAAAACAGAGGAGAACAAGAUCAAAGUGGUUGCCUUGAAAAUAACCAAUAACAUCAAUGUUUUAAUCAAGGACCUCUUCCACAUUCCUCCUUCUUACAAAAGUAUAGUCACACUGUCCUGGAAACCAGUACAGAAGGCAGAUGCAAGUCAAAAAAGAACAAGUGAAGAUACAACCUCAAGUUCACCUCCAAAGAAAGCUUCGGCAGGACCAAAAAGGGAUGCCAGGCAGAUAUAUAAUCCUCCCAGUGGAAAAUACAGUAGUAACCUGGGUAGUUUUUCUUAUGAGCAAAGAGGUGGUUUCCGGGGUGGACGAGGAAGAGGCUGGGGAGGACGUGGCAAUCGUAGUCGAGGAAGAAUCUACUGAGUAGACCACUGUAUCUUCCCCGGCCCCAAUGGGCUACCGUAAAAGUACUACUCAGCAAAAGAUUGCUUGGAAUAUUGUUUCCUUCAAGGACUGCCUUCCACUAGGACUGACUUAAAUGUUCUUUAUACCUUUGUAUGUAUGAUCUACUUUUCUAACGGACUACAACUUGUCCAUAGUGAAACUACAACUGUAUUUUUGGAUGCUUACAGUCAGCAGUUUUGGGUUCUUACUUUUGAAGUGUCUUCAGGAUUUAUUCAAAAUUGGAAAAGAGCAUAGAUGUCUUAUCAAAAGCUACAUCUUAAUUGUUUGUAUAUUAACCUAAAAAUCAGCUACUGCAUAACAAGCUAUGUAAUUGAGUUCACGUAUUAAGUAAUGGACAGGAAAGGCAUGAUUACAGAGAUACAUGUCAGAUAAGCUUAGCAGCUGAAGUAACCCUUUCCUCAUCUGUAACCAUAUUUUGCAAUAUGUGGAGAAGAGUACCAUUGUUAAAUUUGAUUUUAUUUACUUACUAUAAUGAACUUGACUGAGAGACAUGCUGAUUUUCUGAAGUUUGCAGCAUGAUUGGAAACUUACUUUGCUUGUAGCAUGAAGCAGUCCUUUUCCUUAGAGAUGUGGAGAAUGUGGUGUGUUUUUUGUUUUGCACAUCUUACUCUUCUCCGUGCAUUGUAAUGCAAAAGUGGUGUUUUGCAAAGGAAUUUUUAAUGUUGAAUAUGAAUAUGUGCAUAUACUUAUGCCAUGAAAUCACAGUAAAUGAACAGAAAAAAAAUAAUAAAUGAGUAGAAUUAUUUCAUGAAUGGAUAAAGAUUGAUGCAGUGAUUAAGCUUCGUAGGUCGGAGCUGGACCGUAGCAGUACCUGGCUCUUUUCUGUGUUUUGCAGAUUUCUGGGUUAGUCGGCACUCAAGGAUUGUUUUUCAGUUUUGUUUUGUCUUUUUACCAAUACAGUUGCAUUUAAAAAUAUAUAAAUAAAAUUGUAUUUUGGGUAACAUAGAAAAAUUCCAGCAUGUAGUUAAAUUCAAGUGGAAAAAUUAACAAUUCCAUGCUAUUUUUUUUCAUAGCAACUUGGGAUUCUUAUUUACUGGUAUACACCCAGAAAAUACAAUGUAAGAGCACAAUGCUUUUUUUUUUAUUCUCACCACUUAAAAUUUUUACUUCUCAGGUCACUCAACAUUGUAAAGGGGUUAGCUGGUAGUAAAAAGAAGUUGGGGCAGAGGAAGACAAUUUUUAAAAAGUAUUCCAGGGCGUGUUGAUGUAAAAUAGCUUAGGCUUUAGAAGGAUGAAGAAUUUUCUUAUUCUCCUUUUUUUCCUGCAGCCAUUUGAUAUCCACACACAAAUGCCUGAAAGUGAUGUUUUGCCACCUAGUUCCAUUUGUAUUUGCUUGUAAAUCUGAUUCAGGUGUCUUCAUUAACAUUGACAUUUAUCACUGCAGUCAAAACUAUAUCGAAGUUAGAGAAGUUGUUGACUAAAUUUGAAGUCUAUUUUUGCUCAACUGUGGAGCAGUAGGCAGCAAACUUUGGACAUUCCAGGACGUACGAGCUUACUUUCUGAUUACAUGCCAGCUGCUGAACUCUGAUUUGUCACUAAAACCAACAAACUUGGUAAAGAGUUUUAAGUACAAAUUCAAGAGAUCAAAGUGUCACUCUGAAAACAGGCAAGGGAUAGGAAAUAGGCUUCCACUGAAGAAGAAAAAAAAAAGACGUUUUGCACUUGUGGCUAUAAUUUGUGUUUUGAGGGGAUUUAAGAAUGUUAUAUCAAAGCCUAAACGUAGCAUGUAUUUAGACCAAUAACCAGGUACUAGCAGCUUGUUCUCUCACUGAGUUUUGAGUGAGUUUCCUUUACGGGAUUCCUGUUUUUCAGAGUUGAUGUGCAAAGUUCUUGUAGCUGCAGAAGUAGUUAGAAUUUUUUUCCCUACUUUCAUAUUUAAUUUUAAUGCAGUGAGUUCUUGUGGAGACACCUGUUUACCAUCUUGUUCAAUUGUAAAUGUUCCCUUACGCUUUUGGAAUAAAUUCAUUUUGUAAUUUU